Molecule: messenger RNA, 1800 nt
Organism: Musca vetustissima
Lineage: Eukaryota; Metazoa; Arthropoda; Insecta; Diptera; Muscidae
Exons: 3
Biological process (GO): regulation of transcription by RNA polymerase II
Cellular component (GO): nucleus
Source: RefSeq, a predicted model, not a curated record
UCAUCAUCAAAAAAUAGUUCCAUGAGCUCAAACAAUGACAACAAUAAAGAACCAAACUUUGAAUAUGAAGAAGAAUGGGAUAUUGACGGCAUUCCCGAGUUACUAAAUGAGUUAGAUGCUGAUAUAGAGAAGUCUUUUAGAGUGGAUACGCAACCAACACCGACUCGAUUGCAAAAUGAAAAAUAUUUUGUUAAAGAUCACUUUCUGAAAAGCAGCCAAAACUAUAAUAAUAGUGAGAAAAAAAUAGAAUCACAGGGCAACGUCGCUUCAAAGCACCGAAAAUCAUCGGUAUUUACAGGAUUCUCCAAAGGCGGUCAUCUUAUUUCAUCAGCAUCUAGUGCAUCCCUAACAAAAAAAUUAGCGUUUGAAUCAGACUUCCCAGCUGAUUACGAUUAUCAAUUACUUAAAUCGACAAUUUCUGACAGAAUGUCAUCUCAAACCGUAAAUAAUAGCAACAUCGGUACCAAUGUUGGCUCCUGUUUAAGUAAUGUUAAUAGUGGUCAGAGCGGUUCAUCCAAUAUUAAUAAAUCAAAUACAAAGAUGUCAAUAGAUCAUCAAGCCACUUUGGAUAAAGGGUUGAAAAUGAAAAUAAAGCGUACAAAGCCUGGAACGAAAAGUUCUGAAGCAAAGCAUGAAAUUGUAAAAGCCACUGAGCAGCAACAGAAUGGAAUGAGCGUUGUUGGCAGUAAUGUCAAUGGAGAGGAAAGUACAAAUUCAGUAUCGAGUGCAAAUUCUAUACAAUCUUCUCAAACAAUUGCUAAUAAUCAAAACGUAACCUCAACUGGCAACAAGAAAAAUAUAACUACCACUAGCAAUCAAUUAAGUAACAACUUUUCUCCAGGAAACAAUUCCUGUCCAGUUUCUAGUGGAAUUUUAUCGUCUAGUAUACAAAAUCAAAAUAACUCUUUAGGGACAAAAAGAACCAGCUCAGGCCAUCGUCGCGAAAAGGUUAAAGAUAAGUCAUCACAUUCCAAUCGAAAUUUAAACGAUAAAAACAAUUCUCAAAUUAGCGAGAAAGAAACACAAGACAAAAAUGUAUGCAAUUGUAAUAACACAGACAAUUCUACAUCAAUUUGUUCUAGUAAUGUUUGUAUUCGUCGCAACGAAGGUUCUGUACAACGUAUAUCAAACACUACUGCUACCGUACCGCCUGGGGUUUUUACACCUUCAACUGAAACACCGAAUGCAUCUGUUUCUGCAACAGCCCUUUUGUCUGUUUCAACAACCGCAACCGGUUCAACAGUAGUAACUCAUUCUUCUACUAUCAGUGGUACCGCAAAUACACCUGGGCCUCCAAAUGUAGGUGCUAACAUUAAAAUAUCGUCCCACAUCGCUGCACAAUUGGCUGCUGCUGCAGCCUCGAAUUCUAUGAAUGGAUCAAUAAGUCACUCUGACAUGAAAGCAUCAACAAAUAAUACAGAACAUCAACAUAAAACACCACCAGGUAUUAUUUCAGCAACAGUACAUCAUUCAAUUAAAGUUCCACUUUCCAACAAUAAAGCAAAUGAUUUUUCAAAAUCUCCACCUCCAAAGCGUGCGAAGCCUAAUGAAGUAAAAACACAAUCUGGAAAUGCUAUUAACAAAGAAACCGUAGACAUUUGUAUUGGCACAUCUGUCGGCACAAUUACAGAACCUGACUGUUUAGGCCCUUGCGAACCUGGAACCUCAGUUACUCUGGAAGGUAUUGUUUGGCAUGAAACUGAAGGUGGUGUGCUUGUAGUAAAUGUGACCUGGAGGGGUAAAACGUAUGUGGGAACUCUAUUGGAUUGUACUCGCCACGAUUGGGCUCCACCAAGGUGA